Molecule: messenger RNA, 2670 nt
Organism: Balaenoptera ricei (Rice's whale)
Lineage: Eukaryota; Metazoa; Chordata; Mammalia; Artiodactyla; Balaenopteridae
Gene: FZD1
Product: frizzled class receptor 1
Exons: 1
Coding region: 433-2367 (644 amino acids)
Biological process (GO): canonical Wnt signaling pathway; non-canonical Wnt signaling pathway
Cellular component (GO): plasma membrane
Molecular function (GO): Wnt receptor activity; Wnt-protein binding
Source: RefSeq, a predicted model, not a curated record
GAGAGGAGAGCGAGCGAGUUGAGGGAUUGACACAAAUGGUCAGGCGGCGGCGGAGGAGGAGGAGGCGGAGGCGCAGGGGGGAGCCGAGGCUGCUGGGCUGCCGAGAGUUGCGCGCUCUACCCGGCCGCCGCCACUAGCGCGGCGCCGCCAGCCGGGAGCCAGCUAGCCGAGGGCCAGGAAGGCGGGACGCGACCCCGGCGCGCCCGAGCCAGCCGGGCUCUCCCCGCAGCCCGCGCUUCAUGAAUCGCAAGUUUCCGCGGCGGCGGCGGCUGCGGGACGCGGAGCGGGAGCCGGGGGAGCGGGCCGAGCACUGCUUGGGCUCGACGGAGGGCACCGGCGGGGAGGAGAUCGCCCCGGCCGCAGGGGGAGCAGCCGCCGGCCGCGCCACAGCCAGCCCCAGCCGAGAGGCGCCAAGAAAGGAGCCGAGAAAGUAUGGCUGAGGAGGAGGCGCCUAAGAAGUCCCGGGCCGCCGCCGCCAGCGGCGCAAGCUGGGAACUUUGUGCCGGGGCGCUGCGCACUGGACCAGUGGCGGAGGGGAGCGGGGACGCGGGCAGCCGCCGCCGUCCCCCCCCAGUUGACUCCGGGCGCUUGGCGCGCGGGCUGCUACUACUGCUUUGGCUGCUGGAGGCUCCGCUGCUGCUGGGGGUCCGGGCGCAGGCGGCCGGCCAGGGGCCCGGGCCGGGGCAGCAGCCCCUGCCGCCUCAGCAGCAGCAGAGCGGGCAGCAGUACAACGGCGAGCGGGGCAUCUCUAUACCGGACCACGGCUACUGCCAGCCCAUCUCCAUCCCGCUGUGCACGGACAUCGCGUACAACCAGACCAUCAUGCCCAACCUGCUGGGCCACACGAACCAGGAGGAUGCGGGCCUCGAGGUGCACCAGUUCUACCCGCUAGUGAAGGUGCAGUGCUCCGCGGAGCUCAAGUUCUUCCUGUGCUCCAUGUACGCGCCCGUGUGCACCGUGCUGGAGCAGGCUCUGCCGCCUUGCCGCUCCCUGUGCGAGCGCGCGCGCCAGGGCUGCGAGGCGCUCAUGAACAAGUUCGGCUUCCAGUGGCCUGACACGCUCAAGUGCGAGAAGUUCCCGGUGCACGGCGCUGGCGAGCUGUGCGUGGGCCAGAACACGUCGGACAAGGGCACCCCGACGCCCUCGCUGCUGCCUGAGUUCUGGACCAGCAACCCACAGCACGGCGGCGGAGGCUUCCGGGGGGGAGGCUUCGCGGGGGGCGCCGGCGCGUCGGAACGAGGCAAGUUCUCGUGCCCGCGCGCCCUCAAGGUGCCCUCCUACCUCAACUACCACUUCCUGGGGGAGAAGGACUGCGGCGCGCCCUGCGAGCCGACCAAGGUGUACGGGCUUAUGUAUUUUGGGCCGGAGGAGCUGCGCUUCUCGCGCACCUGGAUCGGCAUCUGGUCAGUGCUGUGCUGCGCCUCCACGCUCUUCACGGUGCUCACGUACCUGGUGGACAUGCGGCGCUUCAGCUACCCGGAGCGGCCCAUCAUCUUCCUGUCGGGCUGCUACACGGCAGUGGCCGUGGCCUACAUCGCCGGCUUCCUGCUGGAGGACCGGGUGGUGUGUAACGACAAAUUCGCGGAGGAUGGGGCACGCACGGUGGCGCAGGGCACCAAGAAGGAGGGCUGCACCAUCCUCUUCAUGAUGCUCUACUUCUUCAGCAUGGCCAGCUCCAUCUGGUGGGUGAUCCUGUCGCUCACCUGGUUCCUGGCGGCCGGCAUGAAGUGGGGCCACGAGGCCAUCGAGGCCAACUCGCAGUACUUUCACCUGGCCGCCUGGGCCGUGCCGGCCAUCAAGACCAUCACCAUCCUGGCGCUGGGCCAGGUGGACGGCGAUGUGCUGAGCGGGGUGUGCUUCGUGGGGCUCAACAACGUGGACGCACUGCGCGGCUUCGUGCUGGCGCCACUCUUCGUGUACCUGUUCAUCGGCACGUCCUUCCUACUGGCCGGCUUCGUGUCCCUCUUCCGCAUUCGCACUAUCAUGAAGCACGACGGCACCAAGACCGAGAAGCUGGAGAAGCUCAUGGUGCGCAUCGGCGUCUUCAGCGUGCUCUACACGGUGCCAGCCACUAUCGUCAUUGCCUGCUACUUCUACGAGCAGGCCUUCCGGGACCAGUGGGAGCGCAGCUGGGUGGCCCAGAGCUGCAAGAGCUAUGCUAUCCCCUGUCCCCACCUCCAGGCGGGCGGCGCCCCGCCGCACCCGCCCAUGAGCCCUGACUUCACAGUCUUCAUGAUCAAGUAUCUUAUGACGCUGAUCGUGGGCAUCACGUCAGGCUUCUGGAUCUGGUCCGGCAAGACCCUCAACUCCUGGAGGAAGUUCUACACUAGGCUCACCAAUAGCAAACAGGGGGAGACCACCGUCUGAGACCGGGGACUCAGCCCAUUCCCAACCCUCGGCCUGGUCCCAGCCACCCCAAAAAGCUGGCCCUAUGGAAUCCUUGCCAAGUCUGGCUACUCGAGCCUUUCUCACUAGCCAUUCACUUUCGAGGGCUCCUUUUAACAACAAGCCUCCUGCAAAAGCUUCUGUCGCCGGGGGCAAAGGGACUCGAGGGCCCAACUGCCAGAGGGGGAUGGACAGACCUCUCUUGCUCUGGUACCAGGACUGUACGCUUUUAUGAUUGUAAAUAGCCUGUGUAAGAUUUUUGUAAGUAUAUUUGUAUUUAAAUGA